UUUCAAUCAAUCGCCCACCUUUUCCUUCCUUCCCUCUCGCCACUUCUGCCCUCUUCGGUUUCGCCUGGCCUCCUCCCCCUCCUCCGCAUUCCUGCUCCUCCUCCUGCCAAUGGCCGCCGCCCGGGGGUCGUCGUAGGUAGGAGCUUCUCCCGGCCGCCCCUCCGCCCGCCCGCCAGCGGGGCGCUCAGGCACUAGUUCGUCCCUUCUGUAAACUGGCAAGAUGCAGCCGCAGCGCCCACAGCCCGAGGACUACUCCUUGAAAGAGACAACGCCUCACCUUGGGGGUUUUAUGGCAGCAGGUGACAAGCGAACUAGCACAUAUGACCUUGUGGAGCAGAUGCAGUAUCUCUAUGUGCGUGUUGUCAAAGCCAAAGAUCUCUCUGCCAAAGAUGCGACUGGGAGCUGUGACCCAUAUGUGGAGAUCAAGCUUGGUAAUUACAAGGGAACCACCCGUUACUUCGAGAAGAAUGCUAACCCAGAGUGGAAUCAGGUCUUUGCCUUUCCCAAGGAACGCAUCCAAUCCUCCUAUGUCGAGGUCGUUGUCAAAGACAAGGACUUUGGUAAGGAUGAUUUCAUUGGGCGAGUUGUGUUUGACCUCAAUGAAGUUCCAAAGAGAGUUCCGCCUGACAGCCCGUUGGCACCAGAGUGGUACCGUCUUGAGGGUCGCAAGGAGGGAAAGGUAGGGGAGCUCAUGUUGGCUGUCUGGAUGGGUUCACAAGCAGAUGAAGCUUUUCCAGAAGCAUGGCAUUCUGAUGCUGCAACUGUCCCUAGUGAUGGUCUUGCCAGCAUAAGGUCUAAGGUGUAUUUAACUCCUAAACUUUGGUAUCUCAGGGUAAAUGUUAUUGAGGCACAAGACCUGAUACCAAGUGACAAGAACCGACAUCCUGAAGUUUAUGUGAAAGCUACACUAGGGAAUCAGGUCUUGAGGACAAGGAUAUGGGCAAACAAGAAUGCUAAUCCCAUGUGGAAUGAGGAUUUGAUGUUUGUGGCAGCUGAACCAUUUGAGGACCACUUGACUCUGAGCGUUGAGGACCGGAUUGCACAGAACAAGGAUGAGGUAUUAGGAAAAGCAAUUAUUCCACUGCAGAAUGUAGACAGGCGGCUUGACCACAGGCCAGUACACAGCCGAUGGUGUAAUCUUGAGAAGCAUGUGUCUGGAGAUGGGGAACAGAAGAAAAAAGAUGCCAAGUUCUCUAGUCGUAUUCAUGUCAGGAUUUCUCUGGAUGGUGGGUAUCAUGUUCUGGACGAGUCAACGCAUUACAGUAGUGAUCUGAGGGCCACUGCAAAACAGUUGUGGAAGCCUAGGGUUGGGGUUCUUGAGCUAGGAAUCUUGAAUGCUCAGGGUUUACUGCCAAUGAAGACAAAGGAUGGGCGUGGCACCACGGAUUCUUAUUGUGUUGCAAAGUAUGGGCACAAAUGGGUUAGAACAAGGACUAUCAUUGACAGUUUCAACCCAAAAUGGAAUGAGCAAUACACUUGGGAUGUGUAUGAUCCAUGCACUGUUAUAACAAUUGGUGUGUUCGAUAACUGUCACUUGCAAGGAGAGAAGGCAAAGGGUAACAAUGAUGGUAGAAUUGGCAAGGUAAGGAUCCGUCUGUCUACUCUUGAGGCUGGUAGGGUCUACACCCACUCUUACCCUCUUAUCAUUUUGCUUCCUACGGGGGUGAAGAAGAUGGGUGAAGUGCAGCUUGCUGUGCGGUUCACAUGCUCCUCGCUAGUAAACAUGAUACAGAUGUACUCUCAGCCGCUGCUGCCAAAGAUGCACUAUAUUUACCCUCUGUCUGUCACACAGCUUGACAAUCUGAGGCUCCAGGCUACUCAGAUGGUCUCGAUGAGAUUAAGCCGUGCCGAGCCACCUCUCAGGAAGGAAGUUGUUGAGUACAUGUUGGAUGUGGAUUCUCACAUGUGGAGCAUGAGGAAGAGCAAGGCAAACUUCUUCAGGAUUAUGAAACUAUUGGCUCCCUUGGUUGGUGCUGCUAAGUGGUUUGGUCAGAUUUGCGAAUGGAAGAACCCACUGACAACUGUGCUCAUUCAUGUCCUCUUCAUCAUCUUGGUGCUGUAUCCAGAGCUGAUCCUUCCAACAAUAUUCCUUUACCUGUUCUUGAUAGGGAUCUGGUACUACCGGUGGAGGCCGAGGCAGCCACCUCACAUGGACACCCGUCUUUCACAUGCAGAAACUUCCCACCCUGAUGAGCUUGAUGAGGAGUUCGAUACUUUCCCUACAUCUCGUUCACAGGAUCUUGUCAGGAUGAGGUAUGAUCGGCUGAGGAGCAUUGCUGGCAGGGUGCAGACACUUGUUGGUGACCUGGCAACACAAGGUGAGAGACUGCAGUCCCUGCUGAGCUGGCGCGAUCCAAGGGCUACUGCCAUCUUUGUGACCUUCUGCUUGAUCGCCGCUGUCGUGCUGUACCUGACGCCGUUCCGCAUAGUCGCGUUCUUUGCUGGGCUGUAUUUGCUGAGGCAUCCUAGGUUCCGCCACAGGCUUCCAUCUGUUCCCCUCAACUUCUUCAGGAGGUUGCCGGCGAGAACUGACAGCAUGCUGUGAGAUCAUGAAGUGCAGACGGAUCAGAGUUUUGCUACUGCAUUGGUGCCAACAAUUCAUUGAUGGAACUGGCUCUGAGCUGCUGUAUGCUGCAAACCUGAAACCUGCAGACAAUUUUUUGCGCAAUUGAAUCUUUAUUGUUUGUUAAUUUUACUUUUGAUCUCUUCUAGAGUUGGCACCAGAUUGACCUAUUAUCUAGCAUGAUCUGCUACUGCCUGUUUGUUGUUUUGACCUAGAUAUUCCCUGACCUAUUAGUCCUGCUGUCAUGAUUGACUUUUAGCUGUUAUGUGUUUGUAUUUUGUCACCUGCGUCUGUACCUUGAUUCCCUGCCCCUUAAUGUCCGAUCGAGUAUUGACUUGA
Messenger RNA from Lolium perenne, 2902 nucleotides. RefSeq names its product FT-interacting protein 7. Lineage: Eukaryota; Viridiplantae; Streptophyta; Magnoliopsida; Poales; Poaceae. The record is from RefSeq and is a predicted model, not a curated record.